UUAGAUAAAAAGGAAAUAAGUUAAUUUUGUACACACUUUAUAUACAUUAUCGAUAUUUAUAUAUCGAGAAGUAACAAUUGCUAAUCGCAGUUUUUUUCAAUUUUCCAUAUUUCACAUAGUGUAGGUAAAAAUAAUUAUAAAUAGGAAUUGAUCACAUUUUGAAACCUAUAAUUUGAUUUUUAUAAUAUAUCUAAUACAUUUUACACCUCUUUUCAAAAUGCAUUGGCAAUUCGGUAAGAUUCUCUUCUAUCUUUUCCUGUAUAAUUAAUAACUAUAAUUAAAAUUCAAUAUUUCGAGUCAAACAAAUCUAUCUCGUUCACUUAAUCGACAAACAGGCGGAAAUCUUGAACCUGUGCAAAUGAUCUGUGAAAUUGAUUGGAAAGAAUGUCCAAAAGCAAUCGCAAAUUAUAUUUGGAGUGAGAUUGUAACCGAUGUCCUCGACUACUUGAGGAACGAAAGCAUAGUCUGGCGGGUACAGAGAAUUAUUAUUUUUGACUUGCAAUGAAUUAGAAGUCUAUGAAUACAUGAACAUAGCGGUCAGGUAAGUUCUUAUAACUAAUAAGACUUUUUAUAUCUGAACGCUAUGUUCACUAUUUGUCAUAUGAAAAAAGGAUCAAAAUAAUUAUCUUUACAAUAUAAAUACUUUACUAACCAUAUUAAUAUUUGAAGGUAGUAGCCGUAUGUUCUUUACUCAUUAUAUUACUGCGUGCAAUAUAUCUCAAAGUAAAACGUAGUAAUAAUGCCGCUAUCGAUAAAGAUAUUCUCAAUAAAGUGGGAUACAAAGUAGAAGAUCUUGAAUUGAAAGUUAACAUAUUAACAUAUAAACUUCAAUAUGGUAGUUGGCCUCUACCUCACCAAGUUCAGAAAUCAAAUUUCAAGAAAAAUUUGCGAAAUCUUAGACUAACUCUAUCCAGUCCUAACGACCGCAAUAAUUGGAUAAAACAUGUUUUAUUAAGGUAUCAAAAUUGUAAUUAUAAUGAUAAUUUUUAAUAAUAUAGAAAAGAUUAAAAUAUAAAAAAUAAAAACUAUAGGAUUGUAUUAAAAAUUUUAAAUUGAAAAGUAUGUUUUUCUAGCCCCAGACAUAAAGAAUCAUACCUUUCAUAUUCAAAGUAUUAUCCUUCAGAGCAUCAUUUGACAGAAUUGUUUGAUGCAAAGAAAAAGAGUGUGUACCCUUACCUCCGGCAAGAAAACUUACCAGUGGAAUAUAGUAGUAAAUCAUCUAAAAGUAGUAGUGACAAAUCUCUCAAGUACAAUCACAAAUCCAAAAUAUUCUUCCAAAUUCACUAAUAUUAUUAACAUAUUAAGAUAAUUUUACUUUCAGAUUAAAUUCUACGUUUAAAAAUAUAAUGAAACGAAAGCAUUAUGAUACAUUCAAGAAUGAAAAUUAUGAAAUGCAAUACAGAAAUGCGAUAUCGCUACCAUUAUUUUCAAGAAGAAAAUAUAGUAAAACAGGAAGAAAAGCAAGAAAAGAUGUGAAGGACACUGAAACCGGAAAAGUGACAACGGCUUGUAAGAAAUUCACAAAAACCAUAGACGAUUGCAAAAGAUAUUUGAAGGAAUUACACGAUAGCAAUAAAAAUCUUGGACUGAUCUGUAGUUCAUCUGAAAUUAGCUAUGAAUCCUCGAUUAAAAAUGUUUGGUCAGAUACGCAGGUAAAUAAAUAAAAUAAAAUAUUAUUGUAUUAAAAAGACAAUAUUAAAUUUGGAUAUUAUAUUAUAAAAACAAAAUUAUUAAUAACCUAUCAAAUCUUAUUAUAGCAGCAAAAAUGUGUUGAAGCAAAAAAUCCAAUUAAUUUAAAUGAAAAUUUCAACAAUAAAGAAAAUGAUGAUGAAAAAGAGGAAAGUAAAAAAAUGAAGAACUAUGAAAAAAUUCAUAACAAACAACAAAAUAACGAUCAAUGUUUAGAACUAUCAAAUGCGAUCUAUCCGGUAUUACAAUUAAUUGACAAACGUUUAUUACCUUCAAAAAUGAAUAUAUCAUUUUAUACUGACAUGUUUCCUCAGCAAUUAACGUCGAAGAUGUUAAUUCCACGUGAACGAAGAAAAUACACAAAGACGUCUGAAGAAGCGUUGUAUCAGGUAAAAAAGAAAUUAGAAAGUUUACAUAAUGUUUUGCGUAUGUACGAGUUACAAAAAGACGAGACAAAAAUAUCAGAGAAACAACAAGAAGACAAUAACAAAAUGAAUAAUACCUGCCAAAAUGUUAUGGACACACUUGUCUCGGUUACAACAGAAGGUAACAAUCGAAAUAGAAUUAAAAAAACCAAAAUAAAUUUUAAUAAUAAUAGUAGAAACAACAGCAAGGAAAUUCAACAAACAACUUCUAAUAGUUCUGAACCAUAUGAAAGUGAUGAAACAAUAAAAAGUUCAAUAGUAUCAAUACAAAAUUAUUCCAGUACACUUAACGCAUAUUGUGUAAAUAAUAUAAAUGAUCCUUAUUGUUUGCUUACGGAAAAAUUUGAUCAAAAAAUAUCUCCCAGAAAUUAUGAUGAAUUGGAGAUAAUUCCAAAUAAUCAAAUUGUAUAUUCCUCUAGUGUUAAAUAUGAACGAAUUCCUGAAAGAAUUUAUUAUACUCUUUCAUCUGAUUCUUCUGAUGGAAAAGAAGAUAAAAAAAAAACUGCAAUAUCAGAAACUUUAACGUCAUUUCCAAAUGUAUACAUCAAAAAUAAUCAAACAAAGUCAUUCAGUUUCUCUAAUCAAUAUCCAAUUCCAAUGGAAACUGAUGAAGAUAUAAUAAUGACAACAACCUCGAGUCGAACGGAAGUAUCAAAAGAUAGUGAAUUUGAAGAUAAGUCGACAGCAUUGUUACUUCAAGAAGCAUUGCAAUUCAAGAAAGCUCUAUUAACGCGCGUUGAACUAGAAAAAUUAUGUUAUACAAAUGAUAAAAAAGAAGAAAUAAAUAACGGAUCAGAAUCAGAUCAUGGUAAAUAUUCUUAUAUUAACAAUAGUUUACAAUCUAAAUUUUUGGAUAUCAUAUCAGAAGAACAAUCAGUUAGUAGUUCUACUGAAAAAACCAGUAGAACUUAUAUGUUUUUCAAUUUGAAACAAGACAAACAAUUUAAUAAUGAUAUAUUAGAUUUUACCCAACGAAAUGAUUUCAAUACACAUAAAAAAUAUUUGGACUCAAAACACACUCUUAGUUCACCUUCUGAAUAUUUUAGCUUUUGUAAUAUAACUCAGAAAGAAAAUACAAUUAAUAGUAGUCAGCUAUCUUUACCAAAUCAUACUCAUUUUCAAGAAAACGAAUCUAUAGAAGUAAUUCCAAGUACAUUGCAAAUAGAAUAUUUAAAUGAUACUUUGAAUGAAUCUAAUGACAAGCUUAUAACAUUUUCAAGUUGUUUGAAUACAACAGAAACAAAUGUGAAUGAACAACAAAUAUGUUAUGAUUGUAUGAAUAAAACACAGAAUUUCAGAGAACAUUUCACACAUAUAAAUAAUAUAAAUGAAUUUAUAACUCAAAAUAUUAAUAGCGUAGAAUUAUUUUCAGAAGAUUUAGAUACUCCUUCAAUAAAAAAAAUUGAAAAUUCCAAUAAAAAUAUAACUUCUAAUUUUCUUAAUACUGAAUCUCUGAAACAAUAUAGCAGUGUUAAAAGUAUUAAAAAUAUAGAUGAUACAUCAAAACUAAAUAUAUUGAAUGAUAAAGAACAUAUUGAAGAUAAUGAAAUUUUAUCAUGCAAUUCAAAUUUAACUUUAAAAAGAAAUCCUGGCGCAUGUUCGCUAUUCGAACAAACAGUGACACAUGUACAUGCAAAUAAAAUAUUAGAAAUAGAUGAUUUACUUGAAAGUAGUGAUCCAAUAAAUGAUGAUGAAUUAUCAUUCAAUGAAAGUAAAGAAACUGCGUUUGAAAUGAAUUUAAUACAGGAUUCAUUAACAUCCUGUAUACAUUUUUCUAAUGAUUCUAAUUAUCCAGAACCAUCAUCUGUUACAAUAUUAGUUAACAAAUCAGUAGAUGAAGAUAAAUUGAUUGAUUUAGAUUGGUUAAAUGUCAACAAUGAUUUCAGUGAUGAUGAGAAAAAUAUAAAAACAUAUUCAACAAACACAAUUACUCUUCAAAAAUAUAGUACAACAAAUACAGAUAAUUAUAAAGAAACAAAAACUCAUUAUAUCAAAAAUGAUAAACUUGAAGAUGAAAAAAUUAAUUCAAGCAUACAAAAUUCAUUUGAAAAUCUAGAUAAAAAAGAAAUAGUUAGAGAUCCGGAUUUUUAUAAAUCUUAUUCCAAUCUCAUUUCUCCACAUAGUAGUAUGUACUUUACAGAUGAAGCUUCAAGUUCCAACAUAAAAUUAAAUACUCAUAAUUCAAAACUUUAUAAAGGUUAUUUACAUUCUAAUAUAUAUACACAAAAUAAUAAAGAAAAUGAAUUAUGUUGUGAGAAUAAACAUUUGAAACAUACAAAAAAUAUUGAAACAUUUUCAAUUUCGACGUUGAAUGAAAAGAAAAAAACAAAUUUCCCAAUUUCGACAAACAAUGAUAAAUCUUUUUUCAAAAUUUCAAAUGAUAUAUCAGAGAGUAAACAAAAUUUAUCAGAAUCUAACAAAAUACAUAAUGAAAAUGAUCUACUUUCUAAAACUUGUAUAGAAAAUAAGGAUACAUUAUUAAUUAAAGAAAGAAAAAUUUCAGAAAAAGAAAAUGAUAUUUUGAACAAUAAAAAUUCAAUUUCUUAUAAGGAUAUUAGAAAUUAUAAUUUAAUAUCUACAGAAAAUGUUUUAUCAAAUGAGAUAUUAUCCAAUUCGAUAAAUAAUAAUGAAAAAUUAGAGCAAUAUAUUACAUCGUCAAAUCUACCUCCGCAACAAAUUUCUCCAAGGGAAACGAAAGAAAAUAAAACAAUGAAAAAAAUAAAUACGACAGUGAAAUCACGAAGUCAUGAAAAUUAUAUUUCCAAUAUCGAAAAAUUAAAGAAAACAAAUUUACAGAAUUUAAAAUGCUUAAAAUCUGAUUUAUUGAACACGGGUCGAAUUAAAAUAGAAAAUAAUAAAAAUAUAACAUAUACAAAAUUAAGAGAUCUAUCGGCAGAACCUAAACGUAAUACGGAAAAUAGUAUUAAAUUAGAUAAAAAAAGAUCACGAUCACAAAUAAGUUUUCGAACAAACGAAUUACUAAAAGAAGUAACAUUACAAUCACAUGAAUUCCCAAGCAAUAAAAAUUCUAUAAAUUACACUAAAUCAUUAGAAACGAAAUUUAAAUUAAAAAGUCCUUUAAAAUCUUUGACACCAACGCCGAAAACGUCUUCAAGAUCUUGUAUACCGAUUUUGAAAAGCCGUUUGGAAGCAGCUCGAAAGAUUGAAAAUGAAUCGCGACCUAAAAGUCCAACGAGAGGACCGCUAACAAUGACUAUGUCCUGGAGAGAUAAUAUAUGUAACAAAAAUCAAAAUGUAACAGAUGAAGUUCAAGUAGAAGGUAAAACAAGAAAUAAUGAUCCGCCUAUAGAAGGAGUAAAUUAUGCAGAAAAGAUAAAUAAUAGUGGUAAUCAUAAUCAAGAUUCAAUAAAAAUAUCGCAAAAUAACGUAAAUGAAAAUGCUGAUAAUAAUAUUAUCUCGCAAGAACAAAUGAUAAUAUAUGUUAACAUAUUUACAAAAUAUGACGAUAAUACUACAAAAAUAGUGAAUCCAAAUAAAUUUCUGGAUUAUAUGAAGAAUAGAAAAUUAAAUAUAGAACAAUUGCAAGAAAAUCAAGUUAACAAGAAACAUUCUGAACUUCAUGAGACUUCCACAAAAAAUGAGAAAGAUACAAUACAUAAAAUUGUUACAGUCGUUUCUUCUGUUAUAGAUGGUAAUGAAUUAAAUGAAACUACGUCAACUAAAUCAUCAACAUUAAAACCACAAAAAACUUCGUUGUCAAAUAUUUUACUAAAUGGUCAAUUAAAAAAUUUAUGUUUCUUAUCUGUUGAACAAAGAGAAAUCGAUGUAACUGCCAAACCUUCUGUUGUUGAUACUAGCACAUCGAUAUCAGAUUUAGAUAAUAUUUCAAAGAUAUCAAAAAGUACAUUAAAUAAAUUUCAAAUAUGCGGAACACCUAAAGAAUUAAACAAUGAGGAAUAUAUAGCGUUACUAGAAAUUCUUCAUCAGGAAUCCAAUUUUGUACAUUUACGAGAAUUGCAAAAUAUUUGUAAAAAACUUGUAUCGGAACAUCCAAAAAUCUAAGCAAAAUUUAAUCACAAAUAUAAAAUAUUCAUCUGUAUUUAUAAAAUUCAUAAUUAAUAAUGGCACUUAUAU
This is a messenger RNA of Apis mellifera (honey bee), 6209 nucleotides long. RefSeq lists its product as uncharacterized. The record is from RefSeq and is a predicted model, not a curated record. Bases 1851 to 6137 code for a protein of 1428 amino acids. NCBI's taxonomy places the organism in Eukaryota, Metazoa, Arthropoda, Insecta, Hymenoptera, Apidae. The transcript has a single exon.